AUGCCACGAACUCAGAAAUCCAAGCCGAUACGUUUCGUCAAUGCCUACCCCAUGUCCGAAAGCGAGAAAAAGCAUUCUCGUUUGAUCGUAAGAUCACAUAUAGGAUCGUGGACAUGGCAACAGAUUAAGGAGCGUUCGGACUCGGAAAUGGGGCAACAAAUCGACAAACAAAAUAUUUCUGUGCAACGAAAGGAGAUUGAGAAUGAGGAGGAAUAUUUCGCCUCUAGCCUUGACGACGACGAAGAGUUGCUUGGGCGAGAACCGCCAGCCACAAGAUCUCCCUUUCGGCCAAAUGACAGCCAUUCGACUUCGAUUCACAACCUAGGGGCUGGUAAUGUAGAUCCGUUUAGGACGUAUCCAUCAGAAGUGCCUUCGGCUACUGUUAAUAAGUGCAUAUCAUAUUCAUUAUCGCUCCUUCUCCCUAAUAUGACACCCCGAGAUGCGCAGGGAAACAGCCUCGCUGCAUCACACUGGUACUCGUUGUCACUGCAAGAGCCUGUCCUCUUUCCAGCAUUUCUUUUUGGUCCCCUUUUGCACAAGCGAGUACGAUAUCUGAGUAGUGGAAAACCUGUUAAUCUGCUGAACAAUUAUGAAGAGCGAGAAAUGAGGGCAAUGGAACUUGAAUUAAUACAGGGAGUCAACAAAGCCAUCACAGAUCCUUUACGGGCGACGUCAGAUGCGGUGAUCAUGUCCAUCAUGACCCUUGCGCAUGGGUCUUCUGAUGAUCCACAGUGGUAUGCAGAACAUAUGUCGCCAUUUAAAGCACCCCUCAAAAGUCUGCAAUGGCUGGACACAUACGCUUUCUUUGAGAUGGAUCCAGUCCAUACCGCGGGUCUUCUAAGGGUUGUUUCACUCAGAGGGGGAUUGACAAAGAUAAAGUAUCCAGGACUAGCUCCUGUGCUUUCUUUCUCUGGUCUUAUAUAUGCCAGCAAGACUCUUACUCGCCCAAUGAUGCCUUUUAUGCGGAUGCAUAAUGGCUUCCUUGCCGAACAGGAGGAUCAAGAUCUUGAAACAAUAGAGGAUCGUUUCCAUAACUUGUUGGGGAUAAGUCUCCCUUUAGAUUUGUGUAAAGUGUUCCAAAGAGUGCAGAACUAUUUGCAUCUUUUGGAGCUGUAUAUUCAGGGGACACUGUCGCAAGUAGAUUUGUGUCUGAUCGCCGAUAAGCGCAACUUCACUCAACAUAGUCUCUUGUCACUUCCAUCUGCAAGUGAGUUUAGUGAGCCGUACCGGAUGGCUUACCCUUGGUACGAGACUGUUCGACUUGGAUGUCUUGUAAUGAGCAUUGGCGUCAUAUUCCCACUACCUGCACGAGCAGCGCCUCUGCAUCCUCUUGCACGUAUGCUUCAAGAGGAGUUGGAGAUUGUUCUCCAACAGAGCGCUCAUCACUUUUCCUCGACGAUCCUUCUCUGGGGGGUGGUUCUCGGUGGCAUUGCAUCAUGUGGGAUAAAUGAAAGAAAAUGGUAUGUCUCUACGCUACGAGACAUAACAAAGCUUAUGGGAUUUUCCAGUUGGCAUCAAGUUAAGAUGAUUCUACAUCAGAUCCUGUGGGUCGGAAGUGCUUGUGAUUGCGCGGGACGAGCACUUUGGGAUGAUGCAAUUGUAUUUAGUGAUAUCUGGCUUGCUGGAGUUAAUGGAUAG
Talaromyces marneffei is the source of this 1638-nucleotide messenger RNA. RefSeq lists its product as uncharacterized. The record is from RefSeq and is a predicted model, not a curated record. The transcript has 3 exons. NCBI's taxonomy places the organism in Eukaryota, Fungi, Ascomycota, Eurotiomycetes, Eurotiales, Trichocomaceae. Bases 1 to 1638 code for a protein of 545 amino acids.